AUGGGGCUGAUGGAAGGAGUAGAGGGGGCUGGGUGGGGGGUUUUUAUCUAUGGGGGGGAUAUUUAUGAAUGGGAGGGGUUUUAUCAGUGGGGGGUAUUUAUCAAUGGGAGGUUCUCACGGUGCUCCCACCCAGGCCUGCUGGAGAUCCAAGCGGUGAAACCGGGGGUGGUGCGGAUUCGGGGGGCGCAGAGCGGGCGCUUCCUCUGCUUGGAUGCGAGGGGGCAGCCACGUGGGGAGGCCUCCUACUCCCCCUCCUCCUGCAAUUUCCACGAGCGUGUCCGCCCUGAUGGCUACAACGUCUAUGAGGCUGAGCGCCUGCACCUCCCCCUGGCCCUGACUCCCCCAGGGGGGGGCACCCUGCGACGACCCCCCCCACCGUUUACCCACUUCCUCCCACUACCUGGCCAGGGCCCCCCUGAAAAGCCCCCACAUACACCCCAACCCCCCCCCAAUUUGGACCCUGACUCCUCAGACCCUUUGGGGCUGGUGGGGCGGCCCCUCCUGCGCAGUCCCAGUUAUGGGUUAUGAGCAUUUAUUUAUUGGGG
Numida meleagris (helmeted guineafowl) is the source of this 545-nucleotide messenger RNA. Its product is annotated as fibroblast growth factor 21-like. The record is from RefSeq and is a predicted model, not a curated record. Gene Ontology annotation, molecular function: growth factor activity; fibroblast growth factor receptor binding. Gene Ontology annotation, cellular component: cytoplasm. Gene Ontology annotation, biological process: cell differentiation; positive regulation of cell population proliferation; positive regulation of gene expression. Bases 1 to 528 code for a protein of 175 amino acids. The transcript has 3 exons. Lineage: Eukaryota; Metazoa; Chordata; Aves; Galliformes; Numididae.